GGCGCCAGCCUCCGGCUGUUUGAGUGAACAUGGCGGCCCGUUGCUUAGCACAAAUUGUUAUAAGAUUAUAACCUUGAUUUGUCAAGCUUCUUUCUGAUUUCAUUGUUUAUCGUAUUGACUUGUGUGCUUCCUGUAUCCAUAUAUAAAGACACACACCGAUAAAUAUGUCGGAUUCGGAGGAAGAGAGUCAGGAGCGGCAGCUGAAGAUGGUGUUAAUCGGAGACGGAGCUUCGGGAAAGACAUCACUCGCCACUCGUUUUGCGCAGGAAGCUUUUGGGAAGCAGUACAAACAGACGAUAGGGCUUGAUUUCUUCCUCAAGAGAAUCACACUGUCAGGGAACCUGAAUGUGACUCUGCAGGUGUGGGACAUUGGAGGUCAAACGAUUGGAGGAAACAUGUUGGAUAAGUAUAUCUACGGAGCUCAUGGUGUCUUACUGGUGUAUGACAUCACCAACUCUCAGAGUUUUGAGAAUCUCGAAGACUGGUAUGGUGCAGUGAAAAAAGCACAUGAGGAGUCAGACACGCAACCUGUUAUUGCACUGGUGGGCAACAAGAUUGAUUUGGAGCAUAUGAGGACGGUCAAACUGGAUAAACACCAGCGUUUCUGCCAGGAGAACAGCAUCAUCAGCCAAUUCGUGUCAGCCAAGACUGGAGACUCGGUUUUCCUCUGUUUUCAGAGAGUGGCUGCUGAGAUUUUGGGAAUAAAACUGAAUAAAGCAGAAAUAGAACAGUCCCAGAGGGUGGUGAAGGCCGACAUAGUAAACUACAGUCAGGAAUCAGUGGCUCGAACAGUCAACGCUCCACGCAGCUCCAUGUGUAUCAUACAGUGAUGAACACAACAUCAUCUUUCUCUCUUGGUUUAUCAAGAGACCGCAACCAGCAAAAAAAACACACGCGCACACACACACACAUUCUUGUACUUCUGUCAUUGUGUAGACUAAUUGACAUGAUACAUUCCUGAGCCCCUUUAAUCAUUACAGCUCAAUGCCUAACCCCAGCCCUGACCCUAACCUAAAACUAAUUCGAACCUGAGCCCUAAAGCGAAGUCUUAAAGGAGAACUGAAGUCGUUUUUAAACUUGCUUUAUUUCUUAAUUAACAUGUUCAAUUACGUUUUCGGUUUUAGUAACCUUAUAUCGUGACUCGUACUGGCAACUAAUUGCAAUUAAAUAUUAUACUUAUUCGGUUUUUAGCCAUGUUGAAUUUAGUUCGUUUGGUCCACGGCAGGCGUCGCUUAUCCGCGCGAUCUUCACGAGACUUGUGCGAGACUUCGAAACGUGAAGUGUCAGCCAGGUGUCAGCGCCGCCAUUUUGAAAAUUGUUUUCCAAACGAAAUAUUGCGCAAAACCGAGUUUAAAUGACGAUUACUGCCGACUUUUUUCAAACUUUCCUGAUCGCUAUCAAAACAAACACAACUUCCGGCUUGAUUACAUCAGCGUUCGAAAGGCAGACGUCGGUCACUUCGAUUUCCGCUGUACGUUUUAUUUCCGUCCUACGAUGUCUCGCACAGGUCUCAACGAAUCUCAUUGACGGCCAUCGCUUUGACAUAGCGUAUUUCAAACACUCAUAAUUUGCUAUAGCAGUGACAAAAUAGCGAUCAAAACUGCAUUCCGAUAUUUAAUAAAAUGAGAAAUAGAAUUUUGAUCAUAAAAAAUUUGCCAAGUGAGGACUAGCCAAAAUGUCCUCAUUUCAAAAAAUCAAAAAAGUAAAAGCACACACACAUGCACAUGAUAUAAGAGAACAAAGGGAGAUAUAUAUAUAUAUAUAUGUGUGUGUGUGUGUGUUAGGGUGCAUCAGUUGCCCCCUAAAAAUGAAAAGUUCCUCCGAUCAUGAUGCAUUUUUGUUUUUAUGUUCCUUUUGGUAAGAAAAAACACUGGGUGAAAUAUUUUGACAAAAUUCUAAAGUUUAAUGGUGGCACCAGGAGCUCAAAGUUAUGGAAAAAACUGCUAUUUUAUGACUUUUAUGACAAAAUUUCGAUCACUUUUCAUGAAACAUUAUGGCACCUUAUAGAGUAUACCAAAUAUCUUAGAUACACAUGUUUAGUACAUAUUCUAAAUAUAUUAUCAAGCACAGUUUGAGUUUUAGCUGUUCAUUGAAUCAUUGUUCAACUACUUUUAAACAAUACAAAUGUAUUAUGAAUCACAUUAAUGCUUCUCAAUCCCUUGCAAAGGUUCUUAACAUGAUCUCUGGGUCACAAGAAAUCAAUAAAUGGAGUCCAACAUUGUGAUUCAAACCUUACGCGAAAACAUAAAAUAAGCUGUUUUUGGCAAAAAAUGAACCUCAUGGUGCCACCAUUAGACUUUUGAAUAUGGUCAAAAAAUUUUACAGGAUGUCUUUAUUGGUGAAAAGGAACACCUAAACAAAAAUGCAUCAGAUUUUAUGAAAGUGAGGGCAACUGAUGCACCCUAGUGUGUGUGUGUGUGUGUGUGUGUGUGUGUGUGUGUGUGUGUGUGUGUGUGUGUACUUGUAUUUGCUACAUAUUGAAGACUGGAACAUGUUUUUUUUUUAACCAACAGAGGACAUUUUUGGUAAAUGAGGACAUUCCGGCUGGUCCUCACUUCUUCAAAGGGCUAUUUGAGGGUUAAAGGAACAGUCCACCGUAUUUCCAU
Molecule: messenger RNA, 2606 nt
Organism: Neoarius graeffei (lesser salmon catfish)
Lineage: Eukaryota; Metazoa; Chordata; Actinopteri; Siluriformes; Ariidae
Gene: rab28
Product: RAB28, member RAS oncogene family
Exons: 7
Coding region: 165-830 (221 amino acids)
Cellular component (GO): endosome; Golgi apparatus
Molecular function (GO): GTPase activity; GTP binding
Source: RefSeq, a predicted model, not a curated record